This is a messenger RNA of Panthera uncia (snow leopard), 2862 nucleotides long. RefSeq names its product potassium two pore domain channel subfamily K member 5 (gene KCNK5). Gene Ontology annotation, cellular component: membrane. NCBI's taxonomy places the organism in Eukaryota, Metazoa, Chordata, Mammalia, Carnivora, Felidae. Gene Ontology annotation, molecular function: potassium ion leak channel activity. Bases 397 to 1896 code for a protein of 499 amino acids. The transcript is spliced from 5 exons. Gene Ontology annotation, biological process: potassium ion transmembrane transport; stabilization of membrane potential. The record is from RefSeq and is a predicted model, not a curated record.
UAAAGAGGCGCGUGGAGGCGGGUGCGGCGCACACUGCUGCGGCUCGCGGAGGACGGCCCACGUGUCUCCCUAGACUCUGGCCUUGAGUUCCCCGGCUCCCUUUACCCCAGCGAGCCAGGGCGCCCCCUUGCCCCGCUUUGUGUCCACCCACCAGCCUCCCCCCCGCCCCCCCGCGCGGGAGCAAGUCCUCGUACAGUUCCCCGCGCUUGGUGGGCCAACUUGGCAGAGCAACUUUGUCCGGAGAGCGGCGCCGGGGGCGGGAGGGGGGGGGGAACAGGGCACUGCGCAUGCGGAGCUCCAAAUUCAAACAGCUGUUUCCAGAGGCUGUAGGGCGCGUGGACCCGGAGCCGCAGGGGCUAGGGGAGCCUUUCUCCAGGAGGCGGCCACUUGGGAGCCAUGGUGGACCGGGGCCCACUGCUCACCUCGGCCAUCAUCUUCUACCUGGCCAUCGGGGCGGCGAUCUUCGAGGUGCUCGAGGAGCCACACUGGAAAGAGGCCAAGAAAAACUACUAUACACAGAAACUGCAUCUGCUCAAGGAGUUCCCGUGCCUGGGCCAGGAGGGCCUGGAUAAGAUCCUGCAGGUAGUAUCUGAUGCUGCAGGACAAGGCGUGGCCAUUACAGGGAAUCAGACCUUCAACAACUGGAAUUGGCCCAAUGCAAUGAUUUUUGCAGCUACAGUCAUCACUACCAUUGGCUAUGGCAAUGUGGCCCCCAAGACCCCUGCUGGGCGCCUCUUCUGUGUCUUCUAUGGUCUCUUCGGGGUGCCGCUCUGCCUGACGUGGAUCAGCGCCCUGGGCAAGUUCUUCGGGGGACGUGCCAAGAGGCUGGGCCAGUUCCUCACCAGGAGAGGCGUGAGCCUGCGGAAGGCGCAGAUCACUUGCACAGCCAUCUUCAUUGUAUGGGGCGUCCUGGUCCACCUGGUGAUCCCGCCCUUCGUGUUCAUGGUGACUGAGGAGUGGGACUACAUCGAGGGCCUCUACUACUCCUUCAUCACCAUCUCCACCAUUGGCUUUGGUGACUUCGUGGCCGGUGUGAACCCCAGCGCCAACUACCAUGCCCUGUACCGCUACUUUGUGGAGCUCUGGAUCUACCUGGGGCUGGCCUGGCUGUCCCUCUUUGUCAACUGGAAGGUGAGCAUGUUUGUGGAGGUCCAUAAGGCCAUCAAGAAACGGCGGCGGCGGAGGAAGGAGUCCUUUGAGAGCUCUCCACACUCCAAAAAGGCCCUACAGAUAGCCGGGAGCACGGCGUCCAAAGACAUCAACAUCUUCGGUUUUCUGUCCAAAAAGGAGGAGACCUACAAUGACCUCAUCAAGCAGAUCGGGAAGAAGGGAAUGAAGACGAACGGGACUGGGGAGAGGGUCCCAGCAGUGGGGCUGGGGCCUCAGGGGGGUGGGCUGCCAGCCCUCCCCACCUCCCUGGCCCCCCUGGUGGUCUACUCCAAGAACCGGGUGCCCAGCUUAGAAGAGGUGUCUCAGACGCUAAGGAACAAAGGCCAUGUGUCACGGCCCCUCAGCGAGGAGGUUGGGGCGGGACCCCCCAAGGAUGGCUCCCUGACCCCUGAAGUGUUCAUUAACCAGUUGGAUCGAAUCAGCGAGGAGGGGGAGCCAUGGGAUGCCCAGGACUACCACCCACUCAUCUUCCAGAAUGUCAACAUCACCUUUACAAAUGAGGAAGCCGGCCUCUCAGAUGAAGAGACGUCCAAGUCCUCGAUAGAGGACAACCUGGCAGGGGAGGAGAGGCCCCAGGAGGGGGCCGAGGCCGAAGUGCCCCUGAACCUGGGCGAGUUCCCCUCGUCUGAUGAGUCCACCUUCACCAGCACCGAGUCUGAACUCUCUGUGCCUUACGAACAGCUUGUGAACGAGUAUAAUAAGUCAGACUGCCCCAGAGGCACGUGAGGCAGGGCCGGCUCCCCACCCCACCUUCGAUGGCUUCCGUUUCCCUCAUCCUAGGGCGUCCUACUCUGGCCCCUGGUGGGGGGCAGCCCUGGAACUGGGAGUGGGGGGCCAGGGGCCUUCCUCACCUUCCAUCCCCUGCAGCUAGAUGCUACUGGCAAACAUAGCAUGUGCCCAGGACAGGGCCUCUGUUCUCCGGUUGAAUGGGCACCCUGGCAGUGGGAGGCAUCUGUCCUGAGCAUGGCUGGUAAUUUUGAUGGUUCAGUGACCUGUGUGGGCUGGCAGGUGACCCUCAAGGAGGCCUGCACCUGCAUGGGUCUUCGUGCGUCAUUCGGUUGAAAAUGUCACACGGUUCUCUUAGGCCGGGGGCCUCGGCUGUUUGAGUUCACCAGCGUUAAUGAGCUCCUGUGAGCCCAGCACUGAGUCAGGUAUUUCAGAAAGAGGCAGGGGAGGGCAUUGUGAGACCCGGGUCCUACCUUUGAAGGAGGGACGGCUGUGGUGUUGGGGGUGCUGAGCAUUUCAGCUCUUCAGCAGUAGCGGGGCCCUGUGUGGGGCACAUGUGUGACCAUCCCCCAGGCCCUUCUCGUCUGCCUGUCAGGCCUCUACUGCAAUCUCAGUAGGGAAGAGGCACCCAGGGGAAGGGAGAGAGGAGAUACUGGGCAGGUGCUGAAACACUCCUCUGAUAUAAGGGCCUGGGAGCAAGCUCUGAGUGUGGCCCAGGGUCUUGUCACCGUGCUCGGACCAAGCCCCACCCCCCCCAACCCAGAGCCCAGUUCCCUGAUGCAGACAACUUUUGGCCAAGCAGUGACAGAUGUCGCCUUUCUCUCUCCCCAGGAACGUUGGGGGAAGAGGGUGGCAGUAGCCAGGGAGCUGCAGGAGUAAGCUCACCUCUGGCCCCAGCCUCCCCGUCUGGCUGGCUCCUCAUCCCCUGUGCCCAGAACAAGGACCUCAUGGCUCCCUGGCCCUCCU